AUGAUGAAGGAGACGAAGUGGGAGUUCCAGCUCUCCGCAAGAGUAUGUCAGCCAAUCAUUGUCCUGUUUUAUCGUCGCCACAUGGCGGGAACGCAGGCGCGCGGAGUUUCUGUUGGGAGCAGUAAUGGCGGGCACUUGAUUAAUUGCCUAGCUUCGGAUCGAGAAGCUCUCAUGGACUUCAAAUCUGGGUUUCGAGAUCAUGGUGGGAACGUGUUAUCUUCAUGGAGGGGAAGCAAUUGUUGUGAAUGGCAUGGAAUAGAGUGUGACAACAAUACAGGAGCAGUUAUUACAAUUGAUCUCCACAACCCAUAUUUGGAUCCACAUCAGAAGAGCAGGUAUGGAUACUGGAACCUGAGUGGUGAGAUAAGACCAUCUCUGAUGAAGCUCAAUUCAUCACUAAGGCAUUUAGACUUGAGUUUUAACACUUUCAAUGGCAUACCAAUUCCUCAGUUCGUGGGAUCACUGGAAAAUUUGCAGUAUUUGAACUUGUCAAAUGCUGGUUUUGGUGGCCUCAUUCCUCCACAUUUAGGAAACCUAUCUCGUUUGCAGGUUCUUGAUCUCAAGGCCGCUGAAAUUUUAUAUGAUGAACUUGUUGUUUUUCAGUCUUUCGAAUUACAUGUUGAUAAUUUUCAAUGGAUAACCGAUCUCAUCUCUUUAGAACAUCUUGCUAUGAAUGGGGUUAAUCUCUCCUUGGUGAAAGAUUGGGUUGGGGCAUUGAAUCAACUGCCUUCUAUAGUUGAAUUCCAUCUAUCGAGUUGUAACCUGUCUGCUUAUACUCUAUCUCCUGCAACUCUUAAUUUUACUUCACUUGCCGUCAUGGAUCUUAGCCAUAAUAAAUUCCAUUCAGAGAUACCUGAUUGGCUUCCAAAUAUAAGCAGCUUGCAGCAUAUUGAUAUGAGCAAAAGUAGCCUAUAUGGAAGAAUACCACUUGGUAUAGGUCAGAUGCCGAAUUUAUUGUCGUUGAAUUUAGAUGGCAACACCAAUCUUACAGCAAGUUGCUCUCAACUCUUCAGAAAAGGAUGGGAAAAAGUAAAAAUUCUUAAAUUAAAAGAAAAUAAGUUAUAUGGAGAGCUGCCUUCAACUUUGGGAAACAUGACUUCUCUCAUGCUUCUUCGACUUGACUAUAAUGCUAUUGAAGGUAGUAUUCGAAGCUCUGUUGGAGAACUUUGUAACUUGAUUGAAUUUUCUGCAUCAAGAAAUAACAUGACAGGAAGCCUACCUAAAAUUCUUCAAGAAGCAAAAAGUUGUCCUUCUAGGAAUCCUCUCUCUACUAUGUAA
This is a messenger RNA of Neltuma alba, 1278 nucleotides long. RefSeq names its product receptor-like protein EIX1. The coding region runs from base 1 to 1278 and encodes 425 amino acids. Gene Ontology annotation, molecular function: protein binding. NCBI's taxonomy places the organism in Eukaryota, Viridiplantae, Streptophyta, Magnoliopsida, Fabales, Fabaceae. The record is from RefSeq and is a predicted model, not a curated record. The transcript is spliced from 2 exons.